UCAUCAACUCUCAACACUUCUCCUCUUUCACUUAUCUCUCUAUCUGCUUCCACUACUUGCCUAAAAUGUCUCCUGAAGCUUGCGUUCUGUUCUUUAACUCUCUUAACCUGGUCACCUUCGAGACCUUUGCUUGUCUAUCUCUUUUCAUAGCCACGGUUGCUAUCUUUCUCUCCCCAGGUGGACUCGCAUGGGCCUGGACCAGGUCUUCCAAGACCACCAGUGUUUCGAUUCCUGGUCCAUCUGGUUCUCUUUCCAUCUUCUCCGGUUCCAACCCUCACCGCGUUCUCGCCGCGCUUGCCAAACGCUUCAAGGCCUCUCCUCUGAUGGCGUUCUCCGUUGGGUUUUCUCGUUUUGUCAUCUCAAGUGAACCGGAGACGGCUAAAGAGAUUCUGAACAGCUCUGCUUUCGCUGACCGCCCGGUUAAGGAGUCGGCUUACGAGCUUCUCUUCCACCGUGCCAUGGGGUUCGCGCCGUAUGGUGAGUACUGGAGGAAUCUUAGGAGAAUCUCUUCAACGCAUCUUUUCAGCCCGAGGAGGAUAGCGAGUUUCGAAGGUGUUAGGGUUGGGAUCGGUAUGAAGAUGGUGAAGAAGAUUAAGAACGUAGCUGAGGGUGGUGAAGUUGAAGUGAAGAAAGUGAUUCACUUCGGUUCGUUGAAUAAUGUAAUGACUACUGUUUUUGGUGAGAGCUACGAUUUUGAUGAAGUUAAUGGGGAUGGAUGUUUUCUUGAGAGGCUGGUGAGUGAAGGUUAUGAGUUGCUUGGGAUAUUUAACUGGAGUGAUCACUUUGGUGUUCUUCGUUGGUUUGACUUCCAAGGAGUGAGGAAGAGGUGUAGAGCUUUGGUCUCCGAAGUCAACACUUUUGUCGGUGGAAUAAUAGAGAAGCACAAAAUGAAGAGGAACAACAAUCUCAAUGGAGAGGAGAGUGACUUCGUUGAUGUCUUGCUUGGCUUGCAAAAGGAUGAAAAGUUGUCUGAUUCCGACAUGAUUGCUGUUCUUUGGGAGAUGAUAUUUAGAGGAACAGACACAGUUGCGAUUCUAGUGGAAUGGGUGCUUGCAAGAAUGGUAUUGCAUCAAGACAUCCAAGCAGAACUCUACAAAGAGAUAGCUUCCGUUACAAGUAACAACACCAGGUCCUUGUCUGAUUCCGACAUCCCAAAGCUUCCGUACCUUCAAGCUGUAGUCAAAGAAACCCUGAGGGUUCACCCACCUGGCCCCCUUCUCUCGUGGGCCAGGCUCGCUAUCCACGAUGUCCACGUUGGUCCCAACCUUGUCCCUGCUGGAACGAUUGCUAUGGUCAACAUGUGGUCCAUCACACAUGACGCCAAAAUCUGGACCGACCCUGAAGAGUUUAGGCCUAAGAGGUUUAUUGAUGGUGAAGAUGUGAGCAUCAUGGGUUCGGAUCUUAGGUUGGCUCCAUUCGGUUCGGGUCGUCGGGUUUGCCCGGGUAAAGCAAUGGGUCUAGCCACUGUUCAUCUCUGGGUUGCUCAAAUGAUUCAGAAUUUCGAGUGGGUUAAGGGUUCGUGUGAUGUUGACCUAACUGAGGUUCUCAAGCUGUCCAUGGAGAUGAAGAAGCCGUUGAAGUGCAAAGCUGUUCCGAGAAAUGUUUGUUUUUAA
Messenger RNA from Eruca vesicaria subsp. sativa (arugula), 1613 nucleotides. NCBI's taxonomy places the organism in Eukaryota, Viridiplantae, Streptophyta, Magnoliopsida, Brassicales, Brassicaceae. The record is from the annotation of a GenBank genome assembly.